UUAUAUCAAAAUAUAUAAUAUUACAUUAAUAAACUAAUAUGAUACUCAAUAAAUUAGCCCUGAUACUGUUAUUUACAACCUGUGUGGUAAAUGGUGAGUACUGCCCAGAUGACCCUAGUGAAAUAUCACCAUGUACGUGCGAUGGCAAAACAAUUAAGUGCCUGGCCGUACAGCCAUUUGACAUGGGUACAAUAUUUCAAACCCUACUGAACGGCAAACAGCACCGGUAUUACGAGACGUUUGAGUUGGAAAGUAGUGCCAUUGAGAAACUGGAGUCACUGAUGUUUCGGGGGGUUAUGUUCAAAAACAUCAAGCUAACUGGGUGCUCAAAGCUACAGUGUGUCAGUCCCAUGGCUUUCGGGGGACAGGAGGAGAGUGUUGAGACUUUUGAGGCCACCCUGACACAUUUAGGUGCCCAAAAAAGUAAGGAGUGUGACCUGUUUGGUGCGUUAAGUACCCUGAUAUCUGUGCGGGACAUUCAAAUAAUAGGCAGUCAAAUAAUGACUGUACCUGAUAAUGCAUUUACCAAUAAAAUUGGUGAUCAACUAAACUUGACAUCCAUUAGUUUUAGCGCCGGUAGUCCAGGUGGCAAAAUUGGUCAUGUUGGUAAACAGGCAUUUACCAAGCUUAGAGCGUUGAGUAAAUUGGACCUGUCGCAAAAUAUGUUAAUUAAUAUAGCUACCGGUGCUUUUAACAUAACGGACCCAAUCACCGAUAGCCUGGUCAUUAAUCUGAUGGGCAAUGACUUAAUAGGGACGUCAUUUGGCAGGGAUUUAACCGCGACUGAUGUGUCCAACAGUAUUAAAUUGGGUGGCAAUACAAAGCUAAGUUACCUGGAUGAAGUGAAAAAUACUAUUGAUAUGAACGGAGACCUCAUGGAAGUGGACCUCAAAAAUAAG
Oppiella nova is the source of this 899-nucleotide messenger RNA. The record is from the annotation of a GenBank genome assembly. NCBI's taxonomy places the organism in Eukaryota, Metazoa, Arthropoda, Arachnida, Sarcoptiformes, Oppiidae.